AUGGCAGCAUCCCUCGAUGUAGCGGCCAUCAGAGGCCAAUUCCCGGCCCUCGCCCAGGAGCAGGUUUUCAUGGACAAUGCCGGUGGCGCCCAGGUGUUGGGGACUGUCAUCACGUCCAUCUCCGAUUACCUGUCGAGGAACAAUGUGCAGUUGGGCGCAUCGUACCCGGUGUCGCAGAUAUCCACGCAAAAAUUCGACGAGGGCCACAUUGCGGGCGCAAAGUAUGUCAAUGCGUCGCCCAAGGAAGUGGUGUUUGGGCCGUCCACAACGCAGCUCUUCCGCAAUUUGUCAGUCGCCUUGAAGGUCGAGCCGGGCGCGGAGUUUGUGCUGUCGAGUCUGGACCAUGAGGCCAACCUGGCGCCCUGGGUGCAGUUGGCCGAGUGGAAAGGGUUGACGGUGAAAUGGUGGAUUCCGACAAAGAACACGGAUUCAAAUCCCAAGCUGGAAGCCGAGGAUUUGAAGAAGUUGCUCACGGACAAGACCAGGUUGGUCUGCUGUACGCACACGUCGAAUAUCUUGGGCACUGUGACCGACGUGGCCGCGCUGUCGAGGGUCAUCCACGAAGCGAACCCCAACGCUUUGUUCUGUGUCGACGCCGUGGCGUAUGCCCCCCACGCGCCCAUCGACGUCAAGGCGUUCGGCGUCGACUUCUACUCCUUCUCAUGGUACAAAGUGUACGGCCCGCACGUCUCUAUGCUGUACGUCAGCGAGAAGGCACAAAAACAGAUCCAGAGUCUGGGCCACUACUUCAAGCCCGGCGAUACGUUGGAGGAAAUGCUGGGUCUGGCGGCGGGCAAUUACGAAUGUAUCCAGGCCAUCCCGCUCAUAACCAAAUAUAUCGAAACGGUGGGCUGGGGCGCCAUCGCCGCACAGGAAGAAAAGAUCCAGGAGAUCUUGCUGUCAUACCUGCGGUCAAAACCGGACCAGAUCAAGAUCUACGGGGAGCCUUCGUCGGACAGAAAGCUGCGAGUGCCGGUCAUCAGCUGGAGGGUCAAGGGCCAGAGUUCAUUGGGUAUCAUUGAUGCCAUUGAGGCGAGGUCCAACUUCGGUUGCCGCAGCGGUCAUUUUUAUAGUAAACGGCUCUGCGACAAUGUCCUCCGCAUCCCGGACAGUGAUGACGGCGUGGUCAGAUGCUCGUUGCUGCACUAUAACACGGUCGAGGAAGUCGAGGGUCUGGUCAAAGUCCUGGACGAGGUUAUCAAGGAGGGAGCAGGAAAGCAUGUCGAGGACCCAGAGAGGAAGAAUAUUGCAAAUUGGUGA
This is a messenger RNA of Fonsecaea multimorphosa CBS 102226, 1260 nucleotides long. RefSeq lists its product as uncharacterized. The transcript has a single exon. Lineage: Eukaryota; Fungi; Ascomycota; Eurotiomycetes; Chaetothyriales; Herpotrichiellaceae. The record is from RefSeq and is a predicted model, not a curated record. Bases 1 to 1260 code for a protein of 419 amino acids.